This is a messenger RNA of Nematolebias whitei (Rio pearlfish), 2074 nucleotides long. It is a transcript of the gene pdia3, whose product is annotated as protein disulfide isomerase family A, member 3. Gene Ontology annotation, molecular function: protein disulfide isomerase activity. Gene Ontology annotation, biological process: response to endoplasmic reticulum stress; protein folding. Gene Ontology annotation, cellular component: endoplasmic reticulum; cell surface. Bases 176 to 1651 code for a protein of 491 amino acids. The record is from RefSeq and is a predicted model, not a curated record. NCBI's taxonomy places the organism in Eukaryota, Metazoa, Chordata, Actinopteri, Cyprinodontiformes, Rivulidae. The transcript has 13 exons.
CACCGCCUCCGUCCGCUUUUCUCUUUCUCUACGGUAGUCAGCUUCGGCCCUGUUCGAGAGUCCUGCAGCCUUGGCAUUCAGCUGCUACAAAGAACCGAGACGGGGCAGCCACGGUUAACGUCUACAAUCCAAACAGCUUGUGGGUAAUUGAAGUGAAGAACCAGCUCAGUGUGCCAUGUUGAGGCUGAUCUUUUUAGUGGCUCUCGCCGGGUUCUCCCGGGCCAGUGAUGUUCUGGAGUUCACGGAUGACGAUUUCGAAACCAGGAUUGGAAGCCACGAUUUCAUCCUGGUGGAGUUUUUUGCACCUUGGUGUGGUCAUUGUAAACGACUCGCACCUGAGUACGAGGCAGCAGCCACACGUCUGAAAGGCAUCGUCGCUCUUGCUAAGGUUGAUUGCACAGCCAACAGCAACACAUGCAGCAAAUAUGGUGUGAGUGGAUACCCCACCCUGAAGAUCUUUAGGGACGGAGAGGAGUCUGGUCCUUAUGAUGGUCCCAGAUCUGCAGAUGGGAUUGUUAGUUUUCUGAAAAAGCAAGCUGGCCCAGCUUCAGUGGAGCUCAAGACCGAUGCCGACUUUGAGAAGUUUGUUGCAGAUAAAGAUGCAAGUGUCAUUGGGUUCUUUGCUGAUGAUAAGAGCACAGCACAGGCUGAAUUCCAGAAAGCAGCCAGCGCCUUGAGGGAUAACUAUCGCUUUGCCCACACCAACUCUGAAGACCUCCUCAAGAGUCACAACAUCGAUGAAGAGGGCGUCAUCCUGUUCCGUCCACAACGUCUCAACAAUAAGUUUGAAGACGGCUCGGUGAAAUUCGGCGAGGACAAAUUUACCAACAACAAAAUCAAGAGCUUCAUCCAAGACAACAUCUUCGGGAUCUGUCCCCACAUGACGGACGACAACAAAGACCAGCUGAGAGGGAAAGACCUGCUGGUGGCUUAUUACGAUGUGGACUACGAGAAAAACCCCAAAGGCUCCAACUACUGGAGGAACAGGGUGAUGAAGGUUGCCAAAAGCUUCCUGGAUCAGGGAAAGAAGCUGAACUUUGCCGUCGCCAACAAGAACCAGUUCAACCACGAAGUGUCUGAGUUCGGCCUGGACGGCAGCUCGGGGGAGCUGCCUCUCGUGGCCAUCCGCUCCGCCAAGGGAGACAAAUACGUCAUGAGCGAGGAGUUCUCCCGAGAUGGAAAAGCUCUCGAGCGUUUCCUGCAAGAUUACUUCGAUGGAAAGCUGAAGCGCUACCUCAAAUCAGAAGCAAUCCCAGAGAACAAUGAUGGACCAGUUAAGGUUUUGGUGGCUGAGAACUUUGACUCCAUCGUCAACGACGACAGCAAAGAUGUGCUCAUCGAGUUUUACGCGCCGUGGUGCGGACACUGCAAGAGCCUGGAGCCAAAAUACGUGGAGCUGGGAGAGAAGCUGGCCGACGAUCCAAACGUUGUUAUUGCCAAGAUGGAUGCCACAGCCAACGAUGUGCCAUCUCCAUAUGAAGUCAGCGGUUUCCCUACGAUCUACUUCUCCCCUGCUGGACGCAAGUCGAACCCCAAGAAAUACGAGGGAGGACGGGAGGUGAACGACUUCAUCUCUUACCUGAAGAAGGAGGCCACCAACCCGUUGGUGGUUCAGAAAAAGAAGAAGGACGGCGACAAGUCUGAGCUAUAAAAGCGCCCAACGGGAACUCCGCAUCCGUCACAACAGGAGGGGGCUUGAGGAAGACGAAGAACUAAAUUAAUUCCACUCUUAGUGAACAAAUGCUCUGAAGCCGAAGUCAAGACGCGGCCAUCCCAUAGGCCCUCCGCCGCUCAGGAUCACUGUGGAGAAGUAGUGGCCAGGGUCUGCCCGAUGUUUUUAUUUUAUUUUCAAACCGUACCAAAUUUUUAGGGACGAGGGACCGCUUUUGAAUGAGAUUUCUAUUUCCUCGGGUCUGUCUACACAUCAUGCUGAUGCACUUUGGUUUGAUGCCAGUUUUCCAGCCGUCUGUUGCUUUGGUUUUGUCAUCACAGGGGCUAACUACUGUUUGUUGUUUGUAACUGGUUUUUGUUUUUGUACAUUUGGAAGAACUAUGAAAUAAAAAAUAAAUAAAAG